AUGAAUUUCCGGCCUACAGCAUCUACUCUGGACAGGAGUGUGGAUACACCACUGGCGUUGUUGCCUGAUGCACCUCCUUUGGAAGAGGACACGGUCCACUGUCAGAACUGGCAGGAGACAGUGGAGCCGCACACACUCGCCUCUCUCGGCUCCCGGGAGAUCGAACGGCAGGCUGUCAUAUAUGAGCUGUUCACAACGGAAGCGUCUCACCUGCGGACUCUCAGGGUUCUCGAUCAGGUGUUCUUCCAGAAGAUGAGGAACCUUUUGACCGUCGAAGAACUUUCCUGUAUCUUCCCCAACCUGCCCCAGGUCUACAGUCUUCAUGCGAAUCUGUGUGAGUCCAUGAAGAGGCUGAGGGACUCUCCUAUAGUUCAAGGCAUAGGAGACAUCAUGGUGUCUAGAUUUGAAGACGCUGCAGGAGAGGAGUUCCAGGAGCAGGUGUCUCACCUGUGCAGUCAGCAGAGUCAGGCACUGGAGCUCAUUAAAAAUAAACGCAAAGACCCGCGUUUCGCGCACCUUAUACAGGAAUGUGAAGCCAGCCCUCACUGCCGCCGACUACAGUUAAAGGACCUUCUAGUGUCUGAGAUGCAGAGACUCACCAAAUACCCCUUGCUGCUGGAUAACAUCAUCAGACACACAGAAGCUGGUUCUCCAGACCUGCAGCCAUUGCUGAGGGCACAGGCGUGCUGCCGUGGGAUACUACGAGCUGUCAAUGAGGUCGUCAGGGAGACGGAGCACCGGCGACAGCUCAGCCGUUAUCAGCGCAGGCUAGACUUGUCCCCUCUGGAGAGGCAGGCCAGUCCUGUCGCUGCUCAGUUCAAGAAUCUGGACCUGACCACUAAAAAACUGAUCCACGAAGGACCGUUGACUUGGAAAGUUAACAAAGAUAAAGCUAUAGACAUUCAUGCUCUGCUUCUCUCAGACAUGUUGGUGCUACUCCAAAGGGGUUCAGGUGACCGUUUGAUCUUGCGAUGUCCAGCGCGCUCACUGGGUGGGGUUUGGGGUAGGAACACGGACCUCAAAACCCCCUUUUGCCCCGUUGUUCGCUUGGAUUCAUCUCUUGUCAGAUCUGUGGCUACAGAUAACAAGGCCUUGUAUGUGAUCAGUACAUCAGAGAGACAGAUAUACGAGCUGGUGGCUGGGACUUCCUCUGAGAAAAACACAUGGAAGAACCUGUUAGAAAAGACCAUCUCCUCGGCCUCUGGAGGCAGUGAAGCCACCAAGCAAGGAUCAACAGCUAUCCCAACUGACCAAUCAGAAGCCUACAUGCAUACUGGUGGGCAGGGUUAUGUGGGAGGACGAGCUAAAAUGGCUGAUGCUGCUCUUCAAGAUGUCAGGACACUAAGACUGUUGAUCCUUGGAUCCUUGGAUCCUUUAGAGGCUGCCAGUCAGAAGCAGAAAGUGACAUCAUUGUCCUCACAGCAAGAAGGGCAGGAGAUGCCUUGCCAGUCACCAAAAGGCCGUUCACACCUGGAGAUGCUGAGGCAUGAAACGAGGCCCUGCCAAUCACGAGCAAGCAUACGGCAGCGCAUGAUAAAAAAUGUGGAUGGAAUCUUUCAAUCAAUGAAGGGGCUGAUGAAAAACCUGCAUCAGCUUAGGGAGAUUGAAGCACUGUAGACUGCUCACAAUGGUGAGAAAAAAGUCACCUGUCAGUCAGUUCAGAUGACACCAUCCAUGGGUCUUCCUCCAUUAUCAGGACACCAUCUAUUUAUCUUGGGUCGAGCGAUGGUAACGAAGAAGGGCCAACAGAACCAGUUCAGCCCAAGAUCCAUUCUACAGGAUUUUGAUUUAUUACACGAGACAUUGUAAAGAGUUUUACUUACACAUUUGAAACAUGAACACACACAUACUAAGGGUGUGGCAUUCCUGCCAUUUCAUACAUCCUGUGUAGCUCUUUACUAGAAUCCCAGCAUGCCUUUCUCCUGGGAGAAACCUGCAAAUAUUGUAUUGUCUGCAACUGAGAAGAGAGACAGGACAGACGAACCUUCAGCUCAUGCACCGAGUUGGAAUAAAAAGCAUUCAAAUGAAAGUCCAGAUAUGUGAGGUGUUUUUUUUUUAUUAGGUAAAGCUAAAGUUGGAACAAGGGAACUGAGGUGACAGUUUAAAAAAAAAA
Electrophorus electricus (electric eel) is the source of this 2113-nucleotide messenger RNA. NCBI's taxonomy places the organism in Eukaryota, Metazoa, Chordata, Actinopteri, Gymnotiformes, Gymnotidae. The record is from RefSeq and is a predicted model, not a curated record.